CAAAUCACGUGAAAAGUGAUGGCAAGGUCUUGUGCCAGUGGAGUUUAUUAAAAUUUGAUCAUUAUUUUUCAUUUUGCAAGUCUAAAGAAUUUUUAGUAGUAUUCAAGACUUCUCCUUCAUAUUCCACACAUCAUACAUUAACAAUGACUGAGUACUGGCUAAUCUCGGCCCCUGGAGACAAGACUUGCCAGCAGACAUGGGAGACGCUGAACAAUGUUACCAGUAAACAGAACAGCCUCUCCUCCAAUUACAAGUUUCAUAUCCCUGACCUGAAGGUCGGUACACUUGACCAACUAGUAGGACUGUCUGACGAUCUCGGAAAGUUGGACAACUUUGUUGACACUGUGACCCACAAGGUCGCCAACUAUCUGGGCGAGGUUUUGGAGGACAACAGAGACAAGCUCCACGAGAAUCUCACUGCCAACAACGCUGACUUGCCGAGCUACAUCAUGCGGUUCCAGUGGGACAUGGCCAAGUAUCCGAUCAAGCAGUCGCUGCGCAACAUCGCUGACAUCAUCAGCAAGCAGGUCGGACAGAUUGACGCUGACCUGAAGACCAAAUCCACCGCCUAUAAUAACCUCAAGAGCAAUCUCCAGAAUAUGGAGAAGAAACAAACGGGAAGCUUGCUAACCCGGAACCUUGCUGACUUAGUGAAGAAGGAGCACUUCAUCCUGGAUUCCGAGUACUUGACCACUCUGUUAGUGGUUGUUCCCAAGUCCAACUUCAACGACUGGAACCAGGUGUAUGAGAAGCUGACAGAUAUGAUUGUGCCCCGAUCAAGUCAGCUGGUCAGCCAGGACAACGACUACGGACUCUUCACGGUCACGCUCUUCAAGAAAGUGGUGGACGAGUUCAAACUGCAUGCCCGGGAGAAGAAGUUUGUUGUACGAGAGUUCACCUACAAUGAGGAGGAACUGGCAGCUGGAAAGAAUGAAAUCACAAAACUAGUCACCGACAAGAAGAAGCAGUUUGGCCCUCUGGUAAGGUGGCUGAAAGUCAAUUUUAGUGAAUGUUUCUGUGCCUGGAUCCACAUAAAAGCUCUGCGUGUCUUUGUGGAAUCAGUUCUGAGAUACGGACUCCCUGUUAACUUCCAAGCGAUGCUGCUCCACCCCAACAAGAAGAACACGAAGAAACUGCGGGACGUGUUACACCAACUGUACGGACACUUGGACUCGAGCGCUCAGCAAGGCAGUCAGGCAGCGCACGAUAGUGUGGACAUUCCUGGCUUGGGUUUCGGUCAGGCGGACUACUACCCGUAUGUGUACUACAAGAUCAACAUUGAUAUGAUUGACACGAAAGCCGGAGUGUAGACUAGCAACUGUCUGUCCGUAUGUAGUUAGAUUGGGAGCGGUGAUAGGCUAUAGCAUCUGGCUACCCUCACUCAACAUGUACAUUUGUGUAUUAUUUCAGUCUCUAUUUACAUUCCUGCAAUUUCCCCUAUUAUUAAUUUUUUGUGCCAAUAUUUUGGUGGAUUUCACUGUGGAGAAAUUACUGAAAAACAUCUUCCACUAUAAUAAAUAAAUAUAUUCUUGUAUAUUUUACCUUAUGGAUGUAACGUAAUCGAUUUUAUUGAGUUAUAUAUUGGCGGUAUAUAUUGUUGAAAAUAAACAAUGUUAAUAAUUUAAAUGAAAUGUAAUUUUAUUUCUAUUUACAUGUAAAUUUAUAACGGAAUAGUGAGACGGUAUGAAAAGAGCAAAGGCAAAGUAUUUAUCAGAGUUAUAGGUAUUAAUUGAGCAAAAUCAGUUAUCUGUAUAUUAUGUAGAUUAGUGUAAUAACUAUGAUAUUCAAAUCCAGUAUUUCUAUGUGUAGCUUUAGCAGCAUAGCGAAUUUGUUCAAGAUGUUGCAGAGGAUAUUUGAAAAGUCGUGUGAUCAUUUUUAUUUAUUAUUUUAAUCCUCAUCAUGGUGUCAACCAACUUCCAUUUUUAGUUUUAUUUAUUUUUGACAAAAUUCAAACCUUGUUGUUUUUUAAUAUUAUGUUAUAAAAAUUAAAUCCUUUGAACAAAUUGUAAAUGGUGUUAUUAAAGAAGUAUAUUAUUAAAGGAAAUUAGCAAUUUUGUAGCAUUUAUUCUUAAUUAUUACUUUGCUGAUUAUAAAAAAGUUAGUGUUAUCAUUGUGGAUAAAUAUUGUAAAUAAACACUCUUGGGUUAGGUUUGAAUUACAUUGAAACAAGUAGUUUUGCCGAAAAUGUAAUGAAGUUACUUAUAAUCGUUUAAGUAUAUAACGCGAGUUGUUUUGGAUUGUUAAAGCACAAAUAAUAUAAUACAGUUUUGAAAAUGUAUUAAACAAAUUGGUACGGUUUGUUUCUGUUCAUGAACACAGGUUUGAAUUUAUUACUGUGUGAAUUACAGUUAUAGUAAUUAUUUAUGGAUUUAACUCACUAUUUUUUGCUUUUGUUCAUCGCACACUUCAUGUUACCUACCAUUGUCAAGGUUUGUUGCUGUUGUAUAAUAACCUACUUUAAAUCCAAAAUAAUUCUGAUUAAAAGGAGCUAAUUUAUUGUGAAGGCUUUUAAGUCUUAAAAUAUUAUGGUAUGUUACUGUUUGAUGUGAGAGAUAUAUUAAGAUGUUGAUGAAAAAUAAAACAUAUUUAUCUUGUAAAAUAUCCGGACAUUUGUGUACGUGUUUGCAAUUGUACUGGAGUUUUUCAGAAAUUGUGUUCGUUGUUGAGCUCUCGGGCAACUCUUCUUGUCAAUGUUAAUGAAUUUUGCAUAAUAUAACGUAGAAAUAAUUUUCUUGUCAAAUGAUAAUCCACUAUCAGUAUAUUUUUACCAUUAUGAUUAAGUGGACUGUGGAUUGUUUAAUGUUCUUUUUGAACACUGGUAUGUUCAACUGGUUUAUAUUAAAUUUUGGUGUGAAAUUGUGUCGUAUCUAGGAUGGUUACAUUUUUCGCAGCUUGUAUAUGUGUACAUAACAUUCCAGAUUUGAGUCAUUGUUUUUUUUUUUUGUGAAAUGGAUCAAUAAAUUGUACAAUUUAUUUAGUUUUGA
Molecule: messenger RNA, 2984 nt
Organism: Homalodisca vitripennis (glassy-winged sharpshooter)
Lineage: Eukaryota; Metazoa; Arthropoda; Insecta; Hemiptera; Cicadellidae
Gene: Vha44
Product: V-type proton ATPase subunit C
Exons: 10
Coding region: 144-1310 (388 amino acids)
Biological process (GO): proton transmembrane transport
Cellular component (GO): lysosomal membrane; vacuolar proton-transporting V-type ATPase, V1 domain
Molecular function (GO): proton-transporting ATPase activity, rotational mechanism
Source: RefSeq, a predicted model, not a curated record